This is a messenger RNA of Chiloscyllium plagiosum (whitespotted bambooshark), 2726 nucleotides long. The record is from RefSeq and is a predicted model, not a curated record. Lineage: Eukaryota; Metazoa; Chordata; Chondrichthyes; Orectolobiformes; Hemiscylliidae.
CUAAGGAAGUCAAUAAGCUCUCUCCACCAAAGAAAAGAUAUGUGUCUUGAUUUUAAUCUCUCGAACUGGCUUGGAAUCUAUUAGCUUCAAUUUCCUUAUAACUUUCCUUGCUUUAAAAUGCACGAUCUUAGUUUCUCCUGUCUGUUAAUGUCAGGAACUACUCUUCCUUUCCCAAGCCGUAAGUGUCCCCAAAGGAGAUUUCAUUCUGGAAACGUUGGAUGCUGAAAGCACAAAGAAAUUCAAGCUGAAUGUUUAUCAUUUGGCAAUUGAAGAGGACAUUCAGUGUGGGAAGAUUUGCUCAAAGGAUGGACCCACCAACAGUUUGUGUACCUUGGCGUAGCCCACCUCACAUACAGAGUCAACGAAACAUGCCUAGUAACAUCGAUCUGGAGCAAAAUGUCAUCUACUCGGACGUCUAUGCUCUCGAUGAAAUUAAUAUCAACAAAUCGAUAAAAAGAAAUGCAUUUGGGACACGCAUCCAGAUAAAAGAAGUGCCAAUACCACAAUUGUACCAGAAAGCACUACACAAAGUUCCAGGUAGUCCAGGUGCCAAAGGAAUGAGAUCUGUGGUGGUUUCCGCUGCUAGGUGGGAUGCCACUGAUCACAGUCCUACUGUUCUUCAGAGACAGAAGAAUGGAUUUGCAUCAGACCAGCAGUCUCCUUCCAGCCAGCAGGUGCUUCGUUUACAAGAAAAACAGAGAAUGAUAGAACAAUCCAAGGCACUGAAACAAAUAGUGCAGACAGUGCCGCAUAGAGUGGACCGACUGUAUUACAUCUGUGGAAACCACAUACCAAUUCGGCCCAAGUAUGAGGUGGACAUGACUGCACUGAAAAGGUUACAGAUGAAAGGAUCCAGUCAGGAGGCUACCAUAUCUCAAAAAGGCCACAACGAUUUGAUGUGCAAUGAUAGUGAGGAAAAUGAGCCACACUGCAGCUUUGAGGCCCAAGUCAUAGAUCUUGAGAAACAAGACAAUCCUAACAAGAAAUGCUUGGUUUUUAUGACUGAAAAUGUGGAAGAAAGUCAAGAGGAUGUAAAAGGAAAAAUCCAACAAUUCAAUGGAGGAAGUCUCAGGAGUGUUCAGGAAGAUGAGAACACUGAAGAGCAUCUGUCAUCUCCAGGAGAAGAGUCACCAGGAACUGCAAUGAACCCAGAAUGCUGGAAUCAGGUGUCCUUUCAUUAGAUGGUAUACAUCACAUCCAAAACAGAGGAAAUUCUCUUGAUUUAUAGUGACAUAUAACCAAUAAACAAAAAUUUCCCCUGUGAGUAUUACAGUACGAAAGAAAACAAUAUUUUUGUUUCAUGGCUUGAAGGCAUUGCCAAUCUUAAAAAAAAUGAUCAAGUGUUUCCCCCUUGGCUGCAUCCAGUAAUGAUAAGUUAUUGCACAAUACAUGUAUUGCAAGGACAGAUGACACACACAAUAUAAGUGAGAUGUUUGAACUGUUGAGUUUAUAUUGUGCAUUAGCCUUGCUAUUAGAAACCUUAUUACACAUUUUGUGUUUCAUUUUGAAAAGAGACAAGAGUUAUUAUAAUAUUAACUUUGUCCUUUUGAUAGUUAUUUUAAAUGCAACAUUUUUUUGUAUGCAGCACUCAUAUUUGUGUUUUGUUCAUUGAAUUUUAAAAGUCAUAGUCACUUGGCAGUUCAGGUUUCUUACUGCUUAGUAUUAUGAACAUAUUAAAUGGGAAAAAUAGGUCAGAAAUUAAUUUGUCCAUGUGUGAGCCUAAAGCCCAAUUAUUGUAUUAUGUGACAACAACAAGGUUUUGUCAUUCGACACCAAUUACUCCAUCAAGUGUCACGUAGAGGUGUGGGCGCAGUAGUUAAUUUAAAAUCAUUGUUGUCUCUAAGAUGACAGGAUGAAAAUCUUGACUGUCAUAAAGCAUUGAAUGUCACUAGCAUGUUACAAAUCCUAUAAGCCUACAUGGUUCAUUAUAGAAGUUUUUCCAAGUUAUGUUUCAAAUAAUUAAAAUCAUUUUCCCUUCUGCUGUAAUUUUCAGAACAAACUAUUCAAAGAUAUUUUUUUCAAACGAGACUAGUUUCAACUGUGAAGAACAAUGAUACAAAAUAGCAUUAUUUACACUUAAUUUUAGCAUGUUUCCUUACAAGGCUACCUUUUGGAAGGAACAGGUAAUUAAAUAACUCAAGUCCCUGGUCAGCUUUCUGCCCCUCCGAAUAGCUAUGCCACAGUCCUAGUUUUUGCCAGUGGGCAGAGUAUCCCUGCAGUGGUGAAAAUGUUGGAGGAGUUGGGAAUCUCAAUUCUCAACUUGAACCUGCCAUCUCUCAGUUUUGUGGGGCUGUCAGUGGAGAUGAGCCAUAGUUCAUGUAUGUGCAGUUUCCAGAGGCAGCUAGCCAUUGAAAUGAUAAGCUACCUCCAUUGAAAGUGAAUUUUGGAGACACUGGUGUCUUGAACAUGGACCUGUGGAGACAGAAAUUCUUCUGCCUCGGCAGGUUGAACCAGGGAACAAAUUCUGGAGCCCAAGAGUUACAUUGAUAAGAUCUGGAAACUGCUAGCAAUUAAAUUGUGGCAUAGGACAUUAACUUCAAAGGAGAGAAAAAUGUACUAUUCUUUGCCAUCUGUAACAUAUCUGUAUUUUGUUACAACAUUUCAUUGUUCUUGAUGCUUGUUUUGGCUACUUGGUCAUCAAAGUGUGACAUUAGCUUAAUCAAAAUCACAAUAACCAAUAGUGCUUAUAUCAACAGACAAAUUACAUGUCCAUCAAUCUCAAUAGA